Pochonia chlamydosporia 170 is the source of this 672-nucleotide messenger RNA. RefSeq lists its product as hypothetical. The transcript has 3 exons. NCBI's taxonomy places the organism in Eukaryota, Fungi, Ascomycota, Sordariomycetes, Hypocreales, Clavicipitaceae. The record is from RefSeq and is a predicted model, not a curated record. The coding region runs from base 1 to 672 and encodes 223 amino acids.
AUGGCUGCCGCCGUGCCACCACGAAGAGCACAGACCGGCGGAUCGUCACAGAGGAUGCGUUCAUGGACUCUAUGCCAAGUUGCCAACAGCCAUUCAACCGAUGUUCGUCCCUUGUCCGACUUCCGCAUAAAAUAUUCCCAGCAAUUGAACCUUCACAUCGAUGCCUUUAGGUCUUACCUCAAGACUGAAUAUGGUGCAAUUACCGGACACUCCAUCCAGGACAGACCGAGAAUGUUCCAUUCUUACCACCGAGUGAUAUUGGUGCUCGGCCAUCUAGAGAGGUCUCAUGUUCGGUCAGGAGCAGACGUGCGGCGCCAUUUCAGACGGGCCGGAUUCACAUUGCAUUUUGCCGGGAAUUUCCACCACACAAAAGUCGCGGACCAGCAUCUCAUGACUGUCGAUACAUUCAGUUUGCACGGCUGCAGAUCCGGUAGAAUACAUCAAAUACGUCAGAUAUCCGAUUUGCCCACAGUAACUCACCAGUCAACGAAUUUGGUAAAUGUGCAGGCACGAUGGAUGGCGGGUAUGCGUCGACAGAUGGCUUGGGAGGCAGUGACGAGAGACAUGAGGCGGCUUCAAUGCUUCCUUCUUGGGAGGAAGCUUUGUGCAACGAACUCCGCCACAGAAAGGCGUAAUGCACGGAUGCAGUGCCCUUCUCCUCCGCUGUGUUGA